CUGCAACCAUGGCAACUUCGUGGGUGAUUAGCCAGUCGCGUCCAUCUGCAUCGCGUCUUCUUGCGCUGCUGCCUCACCUCUUUGUCGGGGGGGUGCGGGAGGCGCACACAUCAGCAAGUAACACCACCUCCAAAAUCUCGCGUUUCUACAAAGCAGCUCAUGUGGUUCCGGCGGAAGACAGGUCUGGCUUCCAGGUAAUGUUGGAUAGGAAGCCAGUCCGCACGCCGGGGAAGAAGCUGGCCGUGCUGCCGUCCCAUCCCUUGGCGCUCGCGGUGGCGGCUGAGUGGGAGUGGCAGGAGAAGGGCAAGCCGCAGCUGCACACCAUGCCCAUGAUGAGCCUGGUGGCGCACGCACUCGACCAGCCACGCCCACGCGACAAGGUGAUUGCUCACAUCAUGAACUACGUGCAUACGGACGCGGCAUGCUGCCUCUACGAGCGCGGGACCCUGGCGCGGCGUCAGCAGGAGGUGUUCGGCCCGAUCCUGGAGGCUCUGCGCCAGGACGCGGGCUGGCGCUUCCUCAUGUCGGACAACAUCGCGGGCAGCCACCAGACGGACGAGCUCGUGGAGGGCGUGAGGGCCUGGCUGGCAGGCCUAGACGACUGGCACCUAGCGGCUAUGGAGCAGCUCACCGGCACCACCAAGUCGGUGGUCAUACCCGCGGCACUGCUGAGGGGUCACAUCACUCCGGCCCAGGCGCUGGCUGCGGCGCGUGUGGAGGAGGACUUCCAGGCCGAGGAAUGGGGCCGUGUGGAGGCGGGCCACGACCUGGACGAGGCAGACCUGCGCAGUCGCGUGUUCGGGCCGUCGCUGUUCGUGCGGCUGCUGCAGAUGCGGUGAAAUUAAAGAGGCGGCGACUACUGCGAGAGAAGAGAGCGGCGGAGGGGCGAAGCCAUAGAUUUGGUGCAGGCGCGGAGAGGAACGGCAGGAGGUAUUGUUAGCGUGGGCCGUAUCGCCAUGCCGUUGCGACUUAUCGCCUGUGCUUCUUGAACUCUUGGGCUGUCCAGGCUCUGCAGACACAUGUGCUGCCGGCGCUGCUGGGGAACAUGGGCUUAAGGACAGAACGCAUGACGUACCAGUCAUGCUAUGAUGGACCAGCGGCCGAACCCUUGCCAGCACGAGCACUAUCCUCGAAUCGGUACCACCGCAUCGCUAUGACCAAGCUGACACUGAUGCGCCUAGUGCUGGGCGUCAAGAGCAGCGCCUGGGGCAAUGUUGCGCAGGAGCAGUGCCAUGAUGCCAGUGAAGAGCGGGGAACGUACAACGCAGCGUAAGGGCCGUCCCCGUGGGCCACCCCGGAGCCAGGUUCCCCGUCCCCAAUUGCAUUCUUGUAGUCAUUAUUCUCGUGCCCGGCGUGCUGACAGUAACAGGGCCAAAAGUGCCGACACUUCAAGGAUCGUUGGCCACGCUUGUCGGGAUGCUUCCGAGAUGUGUGGAGGAGGUUGGGGAGAGCAGGCGGCGUGUGUGGGUCCCAAAGAGGCCUUGGCUUCGCUGUAAAAGCGUGAUUUU
Molecule: messenger RNA, 1508 nt
Organism: Chlamydomonas reinhardtii
Lineage: Eukaryota; Viridiplantae; Chlorophyta; Chlorophyceae; Chlamydomonadales; Chlamydomonadaceae
Exons: 7
Coding region: 198-839 (213 amino acids)
Biological process (GO): mitochondrial proton-transporting ATP synthase complex assembly
Cellular component (GO): mitochondrion
Source: RefSeq, a predicted model, not a curated record